AAGAAGCACAAUAGCAGAUGCACCGAAAGUAAGAUGUUUUUUUCUCAACUGUGUCGCGAAGUUGCAAGGAAAGCCUCUUGUUUACUUAGUUGACUUCAGUCAAAGAAAGUAGAAACGCGGAUCCACGAAAGUAAGAUCUGUUAACACUUUCCUUUUGUUUUUCCCUUCAUGAGAUCACAAGUCAUGACCAUAUAGCAAGAGAGACAAAAUACAACACCAUUUCUUUCUCUAUUAACUCAAUUCCCACACCACUCAUAACUGAUUUACCGUAACUUAACAUACACAUCAUGCCACUUUCCGGUGCUUCUUCUGCUUAUUCUCAAGCAUCUGUCACUCAUCAAUACGAUGUCUUUAUCAGCUUCAGAGGUGAGGACACGCGUAACGGCUUCACCAGCCAUCUUCAUUCUGCUCUCCGCAGAAACCGGAUUGAGACGUUCAUAGAUUACAGAAUCCAGAAAGGAGGAGGCAUCUGGAACGAACUUGUUGAGGCCAUCAGAGACUCAAACUUGUUUCUUGUUAUCUUCUCUGAGAACUAUGCUUCCUCUAAGUGGUGCUUGAGAGAGCUGGUGGAGAUCAUAGAAUGCAAGAAGAAGAAUGAAAAUGUGAUUGUGAUUCCAGUGUUCUACAGAAUACAACCCACACAUGUUCGCAAGCAGACUGGAAGUUAUCGCAGAGCAUUUGAUGAGCAUGAGAGAUCCACCGACCGUAAACAUGUGCAGCAAUGGAGGACUGCACUCUUUGAAGCUGCCAAUCUUUCUGGCUUCCAAUGCGAUCACCACAGGUAAGAAGCAGAGUUGAUCGAUGAAAUUGUGGAAGCAAUUUUUUUAAAUUUGAAUAACAAUUGCUAUAGAGAUGAACUCAAAAGUCCCUUUAUUUGUAACAGAAAUUAUACUUCUGUUAAAUCUUUAUUGAAAUUUAAGUCGGAGAAAGUUCUUGUGAUUGGAAUUUGGGGUAUGCCUGGAAUUGGCAAGACAACAAUUGCUACUACUCUUUUUCAUGAGUGCUCCUCAGAAUACGAAGGUCAUUGCUUCUUAGCCUUUUCAAAAAAUUUAGAAGGAAAAGGUAUU
This is a messenger RNA of Arachis ipaensis, 1067 nucleotides long. Its product is annotated as TMV resistance protein N. Gene Ontology annotation, biological process: signal transduction. Lineage: Eukaryota; Viridiplantae; Streptophyta; Magnoliopsida; Fabales; Fabaceae. The record is from RefSeq and is a predicted model, not a curated record.